Messenger RNA from Fopius arisanus, 2576 nucleotides. Its product is annotated as arf-GAP with dual PH domain-containing protein 1. The coding region runs from base 8 to 1162 and encodes 384 amino acids. Gene Ontology annotation, molecular function: GTPase activator activity; phosphatidylinositol bisphosphate binding; phosphatidylinositol-3,4,5-trisphosphate binding. Lineage: Eukaryota; Metazoa; Arthropoda; Insecta; Hymenoptera; Braconidae. The record is from RefSeq and is a predicted model, not a curated record. Gene Ontology annotation, cellular component: cytoplasm; intracellular membrane-bounded organelle; plasma membrane. The transcript has 5 exons. Gene Ontology annotation, biological process: positive regulation of GTPase activity.
UUUUAAAAUGGCCGAUGCUAACGAGAAAUUGUUGGCGGAACUCCUAAAAAAACCUGGAAAUAACGAGUGUGCAGAUUGUGGAGCUAAACAUCCAGAAUGGGCGUCUUACAAUAUUGGGAUAUUUCUUUGCACGAGAUGUGCUGGUGUUCAUCGGUCCAUGGGUGCACACAUAUCAAAAGUGAAACACUUAAAAUUGGACAGGUGGGAGGAUUCACAAGUGACAAGGGUCAGAGAAGUGGGAAACAAUGCUGCUAAACUCUGUUAUGAAGAGAGAGUGCCACCAUGUUAUCGUAGACCAAAUCAGGAUGCACCGCAGGUUCUUGUGGAGCAGUGGAUUCGAGCGAAAUACCAACGCCAAGAGUUCUGCCAUCCUGAGAAGCAGAACCAAUACGUUUCGGGAUUCAUGGAAGGUUUCUUGAUGAAACGAGGAAAAGAGGACGCUCGAUAUUAUCCUCGGAAAUUUGUUCUCUCCGAAGCAGACGACACCCUGAAAUACCACGUUAAAGAACACAAAGAUCCAAAGGCUGUCCUGAGGAUAUCAGAAUUAAACGUUGCAUUUGCACCACCAAAAACUGGACACCAAAACAGUCUCCAAAUAUCAUUCAUGAAGGACGGUUCAACGAGGCACAUCUACGUCUACCACGAGGAGCCAGAAGUCAUAACGAAUUGGUAUCUCGCGAUAAGAUGUGCUAAACUUCACAGACUCCAGGUUGCAUAUCCUGGUGCAUCGGAGAAUGAAUUGUUGUCGCAAUUGACUCGAGAUUUUCCCAAGGAGGGAUUUCUCUGGAAAACUGGACCGAGACACUCAGACGGUUACAAAAAAAGAUGGUUUACGUUAGAUGGGAGAAAACUCAUGUAUCACGAUGAUCCCAUGGAUGCACAUCCAAAGGGAGAAAUUUUUAUUGGUCACAGCUCUGAGGGUUUUGCUCUGAAGGUGGGGGUCCCUGCUGGUGCCAAAGACCAAGGAUUUUCCUUCACCCUUGAAACCCCAGACCGGAGUUUUCUGUUGUCAGCUCAGAGUGAAGAUGAUCGAACCCAGUGGAUGAAUGUUAUACAGAAAGUCAUUGAUAAGCCUCUAACCCCUCAAGAUGCAACUGUGGCUGCAAGAUUAGUCAGAAAACGCACAGCAAGUGGAACAAUGAAUAUAUUCUCAACGAGAUAGGGCUGGAUGGCAUUUAGGAGAUUAUCAUAAUUGUUCCACUGGCAAUGGAGCAGCGGAUAGGUGAAAAAUGAAUGAAAUUUUAGGUGAAUUGUACAUUGGGACUGGAUUUUAGUGUCGAAUGUGAGAGUCGAGGCCGAAGUAUUGAGCAUAAUUGUUGCACAAAUGCGGUCGAGUGAUCAUUGUAUCGCUUAUAAUUUUAUAUACGUGUAUUUUCACGUAGAAAAGGGAAUGAAAGCAUUGAAGACUGGGAAUAAUAUUUGGCAAACGAUCGGACGGUAUAUGAACCUCUCAAUUAUUACUUUUAUCAAUUUAUCGAUCACAAGUCGUUUGCCAAGAACUGCCCUAUUAAUAAAUAAAAAUAUUCAAUUAUUUUUACGAAUGGAAAAAUUAAUGAGAAUACUACGACAAUUUUUUUUUUUCCUUCAAAAUCGUGUGAUGGGAGGAGCUAGUAGGUUAAAUAAAUCAGAUUGAAUCACAAUUGUUUAAAUUGUGAUCAAUGGAGCUCUCAAUUAUGGUAUUGAACGCAUCAUUUUUUUUUUUUAAGUCUCGAAGCAUUCGAUUAAUUAUUUAAAUAAUCGAUGCACGCUUGUCACGCACUAUUUUAAGUGUGAGGAGAUAAAUGAUUUGACAAUUAACGAGUUAUUCAGAAUAAAAUAGAUUACAAAGGAGAUUAAUUUUGUAAAUAGCUUAGUGAAAUUUUUUAACGGGAAAAAUAUUAUUUGGAAUUGCUACACGCAUGCACAUGUGAAUGUUUUACUAAAUGCAGAGAGAUAUUGAAUAAACCAAGGGACUGCGAUAAUUUCAUUUUCGAUAACGUAAACAUGAAAUCAAUCGUUCCAUUUUCUGAAUUAGAUACCAUUUUUUUAAGAAGGUAUAUAUUUCUAAAUCCAAAGAGAAUCAUAAAUAUUUUAACUGCUUGAUGAAAAUAAUAAAUCGUUAAUGAUUAACGAAUCUUUUUAGAUCCUGACAACGCAUAUGACUAUUGACUACGAGUCAACUAAUUAAAUAAUUGUGAUAAAAAAAAAUUAUCAACAAAAUGUCUUGGGAACUUUUCCACGAAAUAUUCUUUUUUUAUUUAGAAUGGAUUGAUCCUCGCAAACAGUAUUCAAAACGUAGGCAAUGUACCACGUAUACCAAAUAUCAAUCGUUAUGUGCAUUUCGAGUUAAUGAAUGCCUUGAAUUUCGAAAAUGAAAUAAAGUGGUUGUCAUUAUAAAUAAAAAAAAAUCGAAAAAUCAUGGAUUUUGUGAUUACAUUGUGAGUUAAAAUUGUCAUCACGAUUUAUCAUUUUCCUAUCUGCUAUCUCUGAGGUGAGAGUGAAUUAUUCGUAAUUCAAAUCAAAAGAGAAUGAAUAAAUAAAAAUAAAAGAAUUUGUUUUGAGACCUCGUACUUGAUUGAUUGUUAAUUAAACGAGGC